AUGAGCAGUUACGACACUCUAGCUUCUAAGGUCGACUCAUUGAAGAAAGAAUCAGUGUUUACUCAUCCAGAUUCUUACAAAGAUACUUUUGUUGAUCAUCAGCUGAAGAGACUCAGAAAUCUAAUGGGUAAGCCAGAAGGGAGCACGAAUCAUGGGAUGGGACAAACUCAAAAAAGCAUUGAUGAACAAUAUGAUAACACGGAUGCCAACACUGAAGCAAAAGAGAACAACCUUCUAUAUGAUUGUAUCAACAAUGAAAACCGGAUAACCAUGUGCGAUGAUAGUAGCAAAAACGUAGAGAAUUUUGUUGAAGAACCUGACAUUCUGAAUGUAGAACUGGUACCUGAUGGUUCUUUGACAUCAUAUGGAAACUGGUGCAGUUUUUGA
Molecule: messenger RNA, 387 nt
Organism: Camellia sinensis
Lineage: Eukaryota; Viridiplantae; Streptophyta; Magnoliopsida; Ericales; Theaceae
Source: RefSeq, a predicted model, not a curated record